CAUAUUUAUUUUUGCCAUUCAAUUGCAUAAAUUAAGUUGACAAAUAAUUAAAAGAUAUACUUAAUUAAUUAAUUAUUAUGGCUGAUGAUGAACAGAGGAAGCCAACUACCAGAAGAACACCUCUUAGCCAAAUAGAUGAGGAAAGGGUAUGUAUUAUGUUGUCUAUGGAUGAAACUGAAAGUGAAAGUGAAGAUGAGGAAAUUACUGCCUCUGAUGAAGAAUUUUUAGACAGUGAAAUUCAAGAUUUCGAGUUAGAAUUCUACGACGAUGACUAUGAUGAUGAUAACAUGGAGGAAGAUGAUGUUGAUCCAGAUGAAUUAUCUUAUGAGGAAUUAAUUGCUUUAGGAGAAUUUGUUGGAGUAGAGAACAGAGGAUUAACUGAAGAAGAAAUCAACAAAUCCUUACAUUCUUCAACAUUUCAAUCCAAUAAUUCCAAGACACUUGUCAACAAGUGUGUUGUGUGUCAAUUGGAAUAUGAAGAAGGAGAGAAGUUAGUAGCACUUCCAUGUGAUCAUCCCUACCAUUUAGAUUGUAUUAAAAAAUGGCUUCAAAUAAAGAAGGUUUGCCCAAUAUGUAGUGAUGAGGUCUCAUCUACUAAUGUUCCCAAGGAACUAUAGCUCUAUGUCACUUGUAUUAUAAACCAAAUUAUUGUAUUGAAAUUAAUCAAAAGAUUUAUUGAAUGUGUCAAGGGAAAUUUGGAACAUGGAUUAAAUGCACAAUUUUUUCAAAAAAAAAUGUUGUACUAACAUAAUUUCUAUUUGAAUUAAGGGGUAUGACCUUCAUAUUCUCUGUUUAUAAAUGUAUGUUGUAUAUGGACUUCUAACAA
Molecule: messenger RNA, 826 nt
Organism: Solanum lycopersicum (tomato)
Lineage: Eukaryota; Viridiplantae; Streptophyta; Magnoliopsida; Solanales; Solanaceae
Product: E3 ubiquitin ligase BIG BROTHER-related-like
Biological process (GO): protein ubiquitination; negative regulation of organ growth
Molecular function (GO): ubiquitin conjugating enzyme binding; ubiquitin-protein transferase activity
Source: RefSeq, a predicted model, not a curated record